CCAAUCCGAACUCUAUCCGAAACGAGCUGUUGGGUUACAGUAGUCAAAAGGAUGUUGAAAAUACGAUGGCACUCGCACGUUUGACAUAUUUAGCUAAAACAUAGUUGAUGGAUGCAACACGAGUAAUAAUCUAAACCUCACAAAGAGGCUACAGGACCAGAAACUAUGGCAAAUGUACUGCUUCGUGCUGUUGCUCUCGGCAAAGGCUGCUCACGGGGGCAUGCACUCCGCACGGACUGUUAUGGAUGGGCCAGAGGCCCUAGACGGUACUUUCAGAGAGAGCCCCGAUCACAGGCAACGUCAAAGGCACAAAUACGCCUGCUUCCAGUAGAAGGACAGACGGGCAAUAAGGCCGCCGGGUUUAGAUCCUUAGCCAAGCCGCUGCUGUUUGCUGUUGGGUGCACUGGAGUCAGCUUCGCAGGAGCAAUAAUCUGGCAGUAUGAGGAAAUGCGACUCGAUGCUCAAGCGUUUCUGGAAAGCAGGAGAAUUCGAGCCUCCUUUCAUGAAACAAAGUAUGGAGAGUUUCGGCGCCAGAUCAAUACCUGGUGGAACCGUCUGGGAGACGGUCAUCGUAUGGCCUAUAGUAUAAUAGCUGUGAACGUAGCUGUCUUCUUGUUGUGGAGAGUACCUCGACUACAGCCUACUAUGAUCAGAUACUUCAGCUCCCACCCGGCCUCCAAAUCAGUGUGUCUUCCUAUGCUCUUGUCAACAUUUAGCCACUACUCACUGUUCCACCUGUGUGCGAACAUGAUUGUGCUCAACAGCUUUGCACCUGGUGCAGUGGCAUUACUGGGCAAAGAACAGUUUCUAGCAAUGUAUCUAAGUGGAGGAGUGCUGUCUUCAUUCACAAGCUACGUGCACAAGAUACUCCUUGGAAGGGGCGCAAUGUCACUGGGAGCAUCCGGCGCAAUCCUAAGCGUCAUCGCAGCCAUGUGCGUUCAAUAUCCCGACGCUCAGUUGGCAAUAAUAUUCCUACCGUUCUUCACCUUCUCUGCAGGAAUGGCUUUAAAAGCUGUUCUAGCAUUGGACACAGCUGGGGUCGUCUUUGGCUGGCAGCUCCUUGAUCAUGCAGCUCACCUGGGAGGGUCACUUUUUGGCAUUGGAUACAUCUUGUACGGGCGUGAAAUGUGGAAGAAGCGUGAAGGCCUCAUGAAGGUGUGGCAUGAUCUGCGGUAUCCCAAACGUGGCUGAGAUACGUCCGUUCCUAUCGAAGAAUUAUAUUUAUAACCUAUGUCUAUGACUGGUGAAAGAGUAAAGAUAUCGUUUGAGAAAUAA
This is a messenger RNA of Ornithodoros turicata, 1275 nucleotides long. RefSeq names its product presenilin-associated rhomboid-like protein, mitochondrial (gene rho-7). Gene Ontology annotation, cellular component: membrane. The coding region runs from base 166 to 1191 and encodes 341 amino acids. Gene Ontology annotation, molecular function: serine-type endopeptidase activity. NCBI's taxonomy places the organism in Eukaryota, Metazoa, Arthropoda, Arachnida, Ixodida, Argasidae. The transcript is spliced from 9 exons. The record is from RefSeq and is a predicted model, not a curated record.